Messenger RNA from Ascoidea rubescens DSM 1968, 1162 nucleotides. Its product is annotated as alpha/beta-hydrolase. The record is from RefSeq and is a predicted model, not a curated record. The transcript has a single exon. Gene Ontology annotation, cellular component: mitochondrion. Bases 115 to 1098 code for a protein of 327 amino acids. Lineage: Eukaryota; Fungi; Ascomycota; Saccharomycetes; Ascoideales; Ascoideaceae.
ACUAUUAUUUAUAACCUUCGGAUAGAUUAAACAAAUCAGAACAAGUUUGGACAGUAGAUCAAUCAGGGAAUAGGACUCGAAGAAAAAUAGAGUAAGAUAAUUAGAAUUAAAUAAAUGAUUCGAACGAACCAUUUAGCUUCUAAGAGAGCAUUCGCAGCGAAAUUUGUGGAAAGAAGAAGGUAUUUUUAUGGCGAGGGUGAUUUGAAUUGGAUGGGAGACGCAUUAAGCGACAACAUAAAAUCAGUCAAGUUGGCGUUUGAUAAGUACCAAUACAAAGAAGAGAGCAAGCUGCCACCAAUUGUUAUGCUACAUGGGCUUUUUGGCAACAAAGGCAACAACAGAAGUGUUGGCAGAAAACUAAGUCAAGAGUUAAAGAGAGAUGUGUACUGCUUGGAUUUGAGGAACCAUGGGGACUCGCCACACAUCGCUAGACACGACUACCCAUCACUAGCACAGGAUGUUGAGAGAUUCAUUGAAAACGAAGAAUUUUACAAGAAACAAAAUAAGCUCUGCGUUUUGAUUGGACACUCGAUGGGAGCAAAGACUGCGAUGGCGGUUUUGUUGCGAAAGGAGAAGUUGGUGUCGAUGGGAGUGAUAGUGGAUAACUCGCCAGUGAGCUUUGCGUCAGCGUCAGGAUCGAUCUUUGGGCAGUAUGUGAGGAAGUUGCUCGACAUCACCGAGAACAAGAGCUUGGGCAUCCAGAGUCUUCGCGAGGCAGACGAGUACUUGAAAAGCAUCGAGGCCAACGAGUUCACGAGAAAGUUCUUGCUCACCAACCUCAAAAGAAGCAAGAACAGUAGCAGCAGCAUUGCGUACGAGAGCAAGGUGCCACUUCGGAUCUUGGGCAAGGCGAUCGACAACGGACACAUUGCAGGAUGGCCAUACGACUCGAGGGCAGUCCGCAGCACGAAGCCAGCGGUGUUUAUUCGAGGGAGCCGAUCAAAGUACGUCGCCGACGAGUAUCUUCGGGAUGUAGGAAUGUUUUUCCCAAACUUCCGUCUUGACGAGAUCGACGCCGGGCAUUGGGUGAUUUCGGAAAAGCCUACGGAGUUUGUAGCGCGAGUCAAGCACUGGGUCGAGUGGUUUGAAGAGCCUUAAUGAAUCGAGCCCUAAUGCAGCGAGCCCUGGAGCAGCCGCAACAGAGCGCCAAUGAGAGCGGCUG